CAGUCUUGUGGCACCUUUCGAUCGAACCAGUCGUGUUUUGUUUUGCGGGCUUCGGAUUUUUGUUUUUUUUUUCGUUCUCGUUGAUUUGUUUAUCCAGUGCGGAGGUUCGUCGCUUGUGUUGCAGUUUCGGCUUUUGCAAAACCAAAUCUCUCAAAGUUGGCUCAGGCGUGUUGGUUCCCACACAAACAGGUCGAGUGAGUUAUUUAUUUUUACACACUACUAAUUCAAAAACUCCAAGUGAAACGGUAGCGCGAGCGAACGAGGUGAAAUCACUGAUUUAGGAGGAGCACACAGAUCGAUACGAUUGAUAAGAAAGAAGAUCAUCUCGCACUCUUUCGAUGAAACUGCCCGCUGAGAAGAGCGGCUCGUAAUCUUGGCCAUUUCGAUCGACAAGCUUGCGAUCGUGAAGAAAUUGAAGUUUGUUGUUUGGUCGUGUGGCUUAUCGUGUUUGGGAAGGAGGUAAAUAAAUUAGAGAGAAAAAAAAUAGAAAAGAGGAAACCUGACCAGUUGGACACCUGGAAGGAAAAAAUGGUGACUUACCAGUGACAUUUAUUUUCGAAAAGACGACGCCCGCUGAAUGUUGAUUAGGAGGGCGUGAACCUUUCUGGUCGAGAGACUUGGAUGCGAAUCAGGCGACAGUGCUGCUCGCCGAGAAGUGAAUUAAUCAACAGACGAUCGAUCGGUGGCCACCAAACAGGUUCCGUCACGGCAGGUCUCUUCCAUGGAAGAAGAAAAAAAGUGAACCGUGAAUUUCCAGCGAAUCGAAUCCUCAAUCGAGCGAAGAGUUUAACAAUCGAAAUAAUCAAUCGCAGCAUCGAAAACAUGCCAAAGAAAAUGUGUUGAAUAAGGAUUACGAAUAAAGUUUAAUUUUUGUUUCAAAUUUUAGCGAAGGAAAAGAAUAUAAAAUCAGUGAUCAAUUUGAGUUGUGACGAGCCACAAAACCAGUGAAGUGAAGAUAAUGAGCAUUUGAAGGAAGAAGAGUACGUAAAAAGUGGCCAGUUUAGUGGUUCGAGAGUCUAAUGAACCAAAUCGGUGAAGAACCGGUGAAGUGAGGACGGUGCCAAGUGCCAAACGAGGGGUCUCCGGCAGCGAUCGAUGAGCCACGACGAGGAAAGGACAUUUCGGCUCCGCUUGGCACCGCUGCUGGCAGGAUGGGAUAUUUUUCCAAGCGGAACAUCUUCAUCUAUUGCUGUAUUUCGGCGUGCUUGUCACUGAUCACCUACCUGGUGGCGUUUUCCUGCGAGGUCUCGUGGAUACUGGAGGCCAAGGGUACCCUGCCGAUUCCGUCGUAUCUUCUGUGUGCCGAGUACUUUAUCCUGUUUAUCUCAUCAGCGAUUCUCAUCCAUGGACUGUCGACGGGAAUCUCGUGGGGUUUGCUCAGCUGGUCAAUCAUCAUUGGGGUGCUGUCGGUGCCGGAGCUGGCGCUUGUCAUGUACAUGACUAUUCAGUAUUGGGGUUUGCAGUCAGCGCACGGACUAACGGAAUUAAUAGGUUAUUUAGUACGUUUAAUAGUCAACUGCUUGGCACUUCUUUGUGUCAUCCCGACUGCUCUGAGAUGGCGCCAGGAGAAGAAGGUCCUCUCGCAGCUGGAAUCACUCGCGUCACGUCUCCAGCUGACGACCCCGACACCGACCACGCCGUUUAACGGAACAACGGUGGGGGCACCCCUCACCACCAACGGACUGAACUCGCUGCGGGCGAGCAAACGCAGCCAGAUGAGCCGCCGACCGUCGACCGGGUUUGACAACCCGGGCUACGUUCCUGGCGUUGAGACCAACUCGGUGGACAUUGUGCAGCAGUACACGGCGUAUAACAAUCUGUACGGGUCUCAGAGCGAGUUCAACGCUAGUAUAUUCGGUUUGAACCCGUCGCAAUACAUUGGACCUCCGCCGCCGGCGCUUGGUCCGGAGUGCAAAAAGACGCAAUCGCUGCUGGAUCUUCGAUUCAUUUUUCCGCCCAAAUUUCUAGGAUCUAGCAACAAUAACAACAACAUCGAGAAGAAAGCUCCAGCCAAAGAGGGAAAGGGAACGGAUGAGACGGAUAGCAGUAGCGUGUUGAACAACAACCUCAAGAACAAGAUCAACAACAAGCUCAAUGAAAGUGGAAAGGGCAUCAAAGACAGCAACAGUGUGAUCGAGAUGAAUACCGACCCGACGUCGGGUGCGGUCAACGAUCCGAUCUACUACACGAUCGAGUCCAACAAAACCAGCAAGAUCCUUGGCCGGAACUGCGUUUCGCUGGAGAACCUCGGCAACAUCACCCUGUCCGAGUCACCACUGCCAUACAAGAAGAACGACUUUGCUCAGUAUCGGUACGGGAACAACCUGCUCAAGAACUACGCGCUCAAUCCGUGGAACGUGAUCGCGUACAACCCGGCUUACAGCGCGUACCCACCGGCGUACUUCCACUACGCCCACCAAAUGCACCCGUACCACAUGUACCACAUGCACCACAACAACUUCCCACCGGCGGCAGGCACUCCCGGCGGAAUGGCCAACGGAGGAGGUGGUGGUGGCUACUUUGCCGCACCUCAUCACGCGAUGCACGGAGGAGGCGGUCAUCACAUGCACCACGGCAUGGGACCAGGAGGUGGAGGGAUGGCGGCACCGUACAGUGCGACCCACUCGACGCUCAGCUAUGGGUACAGCAACGCGUACCUCAACAGUGCAAACAACAGCCGGCAGUCGUUGGGCAACGAGUCGGACGACUUCCGGAAGUACCGGGAUGUGGCGCUGUGAGGGAGAGGAGGAGGAGAAGGGGGCCGGGACCGGGAAAUGUGCAUAGACGAGAGAGUUGUUUUACGAGAUAAUAUAUUUAUUUAGUGGUUAGGAGACGCGAUAGUGUUACAAAUGUAGGGCGGUGAAGCGAAGAAAUAAUACUCGAAAAUAAAAUUGAAGAAACAGAAGUGGUGCAACGAGGACAUCACGUAUAAGUAGACAAAGAAUCAAUAGUGUCACAGUUACCUUGUAAAACCUAAGAACAAUACACUGUAUAGAGACAAAGACAAUAAAAUGCAACGAAACAUAA
Culex pipiens pallens (northern house mosquito) is the source of this 3027-nucleotide messenger RNA. RefSeq lists its product as uncharacterized. The coding region runs from base 1152 to 2738 and encodes 528 amino acids. The transcript is spliced from 7 exons. The record is from RefSeq and is a predicted model, not a curated record. Lineage: Eukaryota; Metazoa; Arthropoda; Insecta; Diptera; Culicidae.